Penicillium malachiteum is the source of this 3663-nucleotide messenger RNA. RefSeq names its product putative nuclear pore complex subunit Nup85. Gene Ontology annotation, molecular function: structural constituent of nuclear pore. The record is from RefSeq and is a predicted model, not a curated record. Bases 1 to 3663 code for a protein of 1220 amino acids. Gene Ontology annotation, biological process: positive regulation of DNA-templated transcription; mRNA export from nucleus; protein import into nucleus. Gene Ontology annotation, cellular component: nuclear pore outer ring. The transcript is spliced from 2 exons. NCBI's taxonomy places the organism in Eukaryota, Fungi, Ascomycota, Eurotiomycetes, Eurotiales, Aspergillaceae.
AUGUCGUUCAAGGGUUCCUUUGACCAAGGGUCGAGCCCUCCAUCUACGCCUGAUAAAUCCAAAGGACAGAGUUUCUGGAGUAACAUCUCUACGACACCCGCUGGGCCGCCGCCCUCAUCCACGAACUCGCUUACACCGCUAGGCCAUCCUUCCUCCAAGACGCACGAUAUCUCUCAGUUUGGCGAAUCGCGCAACGAACAUUCGAAUUCUCUCUUCACAAAGUCUGGAGGCUUCAACACCAAUGACAGCAUUUUCGGAUCCUCCUUUGGUUCGACCGACUUUGCACCGCCCCAGAAAACAAAGCCAAGCUCAAUCAAAUCACAGAAUAGCUUUGGUACUAAAAACAGAGCAUCAUUCGGUCACUCCGUCACAUUUGCCCAGACCGAUUCCUUUGCGUCAUCGAAAUUGAGCGAAUACCACGAGGAAUACGAUGACGGUGAAGGAGAAAUGGAGCCCGAAGAGGAAGAAGUGACGGAAGGAGAUCUGGAUAUGAGUACCCAGGACGCCUCGAACCGGCUCAGCUUCUUGGAUUCCACCUUCACGAACCCAAUUCCCACCCAACAGCCACCCAGCUUUGGCCAGCAACAGCAGAAGCAGCCGCAGUCGCAGCCACCGAAUAUCUUCGGUCAAUUCGCGCCAAAGCCGCAGUCGCAGCCGCCGUCCAUGUUCGGUCAGCAGCAAGAAAAACCAAAGCAGCCACUCAUUUUUGGCCAGCAGCAAGAGCCGCCAAAGCAGCAGCCAAUUUUUGCUCCACAGCAGCAACAGCGCAAGCCUAUCUAUUCAAACCCCACCGAUGCUAAGCGUCCAAGGCUCGAUGAGCAAUGGGCGAACCAGUCGCCACUUCGCAAGACAAAACUGUCCCCUAAGAAAGCCACUGCCAUGCCUUCGAUCCUACACAAUCUCGCUACCAGAAGCCGUGUACCACCCCCCGUUGACGAACCCGCCGAUAUGAUCAUUAAUACAGAGGAUACGUUGGGUCGCAUGUGGGAUGAGCUCAGAGAAACCGAAUACCGACACUUGGACCUUGAUGCCGUUUUGGCCUACAUUGUUACCAAGCUGGUAGGAAACUGGGACACUUGCGCAGACCGCAGUGGAAUCACGCGGCCUUACGGUGCCGGGUCCAAGAUUGGCCCGGGAGAACAGGCUCCUGCUCUCGUGAAAGCCAGUUUUCUUGCAUGCUUGCUCCUUCAGAUUCACCACCCUUCUCGUGCCUCUGCCCCAAUUGCGUCCGCCUCUAACCCAGCCGCUAGAGCUCAGCCCAACAGCAUGGUCAAGGCCAUGCAGCGGGCCAGUGUUGCUACUCCGUUACCUCAAAUUCUACUGGACUGGUUGAAUGGAAACCAUGCAUCCCAAAGUAAUGACCUCCAGGCUUUGCGUUACGUGGAGCCAAACCCAAGUGCCUCCUCAAAUUUCUGGGAUAUUAUCAACGCGACUGUCCUUCGGGGUCGGUUUGCUGAGGCUGCGGAAAUUCUGCGCUCAGCUGAUUUCAAUUACGCUCGGUCUGCUUUGGAAGAUGGUCUUCCCCAACCGGGCUAUCGCGGUAUCCAGCUGCAGAACAUCCAGCGUUGCGUGAAUAAGGCAUUGCAGAUUCUGGACUCCUGCCCUGGGUUCCAAGAUGAUGACUGGAACAUUACAGGUCAAGACUGGACGGAGUAUCGCCACCGUGUUCUGGCGGCGGUCAAUGAUCUUGAAGAGUUUGCCGAGGGUGAAGAUAAGGGACAGACCGAAGCUUCUCCUGCACAGACAAACACGUUCCAGGCUGUCAACUUCGGCUUCCCGAACCUGGGCCAACAAAAGCCGGUUAGCUUCGCACAGUCUGCACGUAUGGCUGAGAGUCGUGUACCUUGGACCAUCUACCAGAACCUCAGAACUCUAUACCGCAUCAUCCUUGGUGACCCUGCCGCAAUUAAGGCAUGCUCCCAGGAUUGGGUGGAAGCUACAGUUGGGUUGACCGUGUGGUGGGAUGGAGAGGAUGAUGAUAGUACACCAGGUGUGGAUUUCCGGGCCAGCACAUCCAGCAUUGAUUUCCAGCGUUCUCGUGGUUCUAGAACUCAGCUUCGAGCUGUGGAUCGUAACAUGCGAGAUGCCUAUCUCCGCCGUUUGGAUCUGGCCUUUGGCAGCGCUACUAAUGAGCCUUCCGAUCACAAGGGCUUCCAGGUGAACACCCUGAACAGUCUUGAGGUUGGAUUGGCAUCCGUCUUUGAGGGUAAUGUGCAAGGAGUAUUGGAACUCCUGCAAUCUUGGUCGCUCUGCGUUACUGCAGCUGUCACUGAAGUUGCUACCCUUGGAGGCUGGUUUGAGGCAGGCGGCGCCAAGAAGAUGUCUGGUCUGAGCGAGCACGAUUUGAUGGUGCUCUCUUAUGGACAGGACAGCCGAACACCUACUCCUAGCCUCAACAAGGAUGAAAUCCUGCGCACAUAUGCAUUCGGAUUGAACAAGUGUGGUUCCAUUGAGAACGAGAAUGGCGCUCGUGAGGGCUGGGAGGUAGCAUUGGAGGUUCUGAGUCGAGUCGACGACACGGCUAUGAUGAAGGCGGCCGUAGCGGAUGUUGUGAGCAGUUUACCACUGGAUGAUAUCUCUCAGGUGGAUCGACUUGUUAUGCUGUGCUCGGACCUGGGCCUGGAAGAGGAAGGUCGACAAGUAUCGGAGCGAUUCGGUGACCAGACCGCCUCUGACAGCGAGGACUUUGGUCUUGCUCUCAUUUGUUAUGCCCGUGCUCAUAACAGACGCAAGGUGAAGUCCAUUGUGGACUUGCUGAUCUCCUACAGCUUGGUGCAAUCGAGAGCGUUCCCAGCAACGGCUGAUUUGGAUGGUCAGCUGCGAUCAUUGAUCAAAGACCCUAAGGCGUGCCUCUCAUCGAUCGCAUCAUUCGAUGAGGAGGCUGCUCGUAUUCUGCAGUACUACCUCAGUGGAUAUGCUUGCUUGCGCCGAUUCUAUGAUAUUCGUGAUGAGGCUAUUGAUUUGCAAGAUGGCCAGCGUCCACGAUACAAGCCCCUCGCCCGACGACGCAUGGCCGCCAAGGCCCUGGCAGCUGUUAUCAGCAGUGCGGCGGACAACAUUUACGGUGGUCUGUACGACCCCAGCCGUGACUCGGCGGUGCAAGUGGAUGGAUUGCUCGCCUUGCUUGGGGAGGCCUUGGUGUUUGUGAACCGUAAGUCUCAAGAUCUGAACCAUAACCCUGAUAUCAUGCUCACCUAUGAUUUAGAAUCCACACCAAUCCUGUCCAUCAAUGAACAAUUCACAAUCCUUUCGGCUGUUGAAGAUCUCGAGACAGUGACUCCUCGAGUAUUCGCCCAGUGUGAAGAGUGCUUCCGAUCGACGCUGCUGGAGUAUAACAAUACUUCCGGCCGCAAUUCCAAUGAUGGCUAUGCUCCACCCGACCCGCGCUCUCUCCUGAAGAAGUCUGUUUCUUCGCUUUCGGCUUCAACUUUCUCUUUAAUUGGUAAUGAUAUGCUGGGAUCAGCUCGUAAUGGUUCUGGCCCUACAUCUGUGGGUAGUUCAGGAGUCCUAGUUCCUCAUCCCGGAGACAAGGAUGCGGGCCGGUCCCGAGGAUGGGACUGGCGAGUGGGACUUCCCGAUACUACGAGGGGUCAGGAUGUGCUUCAGAUGUUGCGAAUGGGAUUGGCUUGUGGCCUGAGUCAAGGGGCAUUGGGGUCUGUUUAG